Molecule: messenger RNA, 1077 nt
Organism: Suillus paluster
Lineage: Eukaryota; Fungi; Basidiomycota; Agaricomycetes; Boletales; Suillaceae
Exons: 4
Coding region: 1-1077 (358 amino acids)
Source: RefSeq, a predicted model, not a curated record
AUGAUGAAUCUGUUGUUGGGAGCGCUUUUGACAAAGAUACCAAGAGCCAUGAUGGACUUCUCUUUGCUUGACCUUACUUCUUCAUGCUCUCAGGAUGAUAUAUCCGCUCGUUUUGACUCGAUAGCAAGCGCCUUAUUAUCCGAGUAUUAUCUCUCAAUCGUUCAUGGCAGCUCUCAGACGAAUUAUGAGAUCCUCGAGUUAGAAUUCUACCUCCAGAAGUCAGGCUGUCACGAGGACCCAUUUACUCAUGGAAGUGCAGAGCAGGAGCGCAGCGGGCAGUGGUAUUUUCACCGUGCACCAAAACGCAACCUUUCUACUACCGUGACUGCAGCAGGAGGUUAUCGAGGCGGUACACGGAAAGGCCUUGAUUUGACACUUGGUGGGCCCGUAUGCACCAAAGCGUCUUCUAGCCCAGAGCCUUGCGUCACAUCAACAAUAUUGCGGGGCGGUGCUCUUCUGCGUACCAUACGUCGCUGUCACGACCAAAAGGUCAUCUCGGGGCCCUCACUCCUUGUCGAUGAGGUUUUGCGUGUAUGCAGCGCUUCGAACCUCAAUGACCUUGUGUCUGUUAAAUGGCAAGGGGACAUCUCUGCCCUCUCAACCCCAACCCAGCUGAGAAGCACUUGUAUGUACUUGCGCAAGCGACCUGCAUCGAGCCUUGCGACCUCGCCCGUGCUCCGUUCUCCACGCAUUGGACUUGAUCUUUCCAACCCGGAAACCAAAGCCAGCCCGACACAUCCACGAGUUGUCUUCGUCGGGAAACUGUAUCGGUACUUUACUCAUCCAGAGCUCCUCGUUGCCAACGGACGUACCCAAACAUUCGUGGGAAUAUACUUGACCCUUGUCGAAGGAAAGAAGUACGCGCUUGGCUCGCUCAAGUUUCGCAACGAACUGAGCAAGCUGACGGGGAUGAAAGAUACGACUCUCGCAAAAUAUUUGUCGGACUACCAGCUCGGGUUCGAGAAGGGAAAGCUGGUGAGCUUUGUCGGGGCUUGUGGAAAAGGUGUCUCAGCGUCGGCGUCUGCAUAUCUUAGAAUGAUGGGCACGCUGGCAAGGGUGCUACAUGAGGCUCCAUGA